This is a messenger RNA of Anopheles funestus (African malaria mosquito), 2442 nucleotides long. It is a transcript of the gene Rrp1, whose product is annotated as recombination repair protein 1. Gene Ontology annotation, molecular function: DNA-(apurinic or apyrimidinic site) endonuclease activity; phosphoric diester hydrolase activity; double-stranded DNA 3'-5' DNA exonuclease activity. The coding region runs from base 302 to 2242 and encodes 646 amino acids. Gene Ontology annotation, biological process: base-excision repair. The record is from RefSeq and is a predicted model, not a curated record. Gene Ontology annotation, cellular component: nucleus. The transcript is spliced from 5 exons. Lineage: Eukaryota; Metazoa; Arthropoda; Insecta; Diptera; Culicidae.
CGCGCCUUUUUCGCUACCCGGCAUCUGCACAGCAAUUCGACGUAGGCAUAGCUUUGAGCAACUUGUUUCUACUGUGUUUUCUUGUUAAAUUCAAUAGGCGUGAUACUGUGAACUAAACACACAUUCCAACGGACGACACACAUUAUUACCAUCAAAGUAACAAACAUUUAAUCGUACUUGGAGGUGAACGAAACGCUGACCACCACGAAAUCACUUUUCGUUUUGACAUCCGGUGUUGAUUAAGGUUGAACUUGUAGAAACAAGAGAUAGCUAAAGUUUAGUAACAAGUGCGCCAAAACAAAUGGAAGAUAAGCCGAAAAAACGUGGACGUCAACCGAAGGCUGUAAAGGAAUCGAUUGCGGCAAUUCCGAUCGAGCAGGAACCCGAUCAAAUGCCAGUGGAGGAACCGUUACAAGUAAAAGGUGGCAAACGGAAGGUGAAUUUUUUCGGAACUGUGGCUACGGAAAGGCCGCAACGAAAGGUGACAGGAAAGAAAUCUAAAGAGACGGUAUCGGAGCAAAGCAAUGGGUUGGAAGCUGGUCAACCCGUUGAGCUAUUGGCAAAAAGCAACGGUCCGGUGAAGAAGAGUCGAUCGACAAAAAAGAAUGUGGCUGUGGAUCAAUCUAAUGGGGUGGAAUCUGAAGAACGUAACGCAAAUCCUACAUCAUCGGAGGAAAGCAAUUUGCUGUUGGAACAAGUUCCCGUAGUUGAAAAAAACGGACCGGUAAAGAAGGGUCGUGGAGCGACAAAGAAGGAUACGGUUGUGGAACUACCCGAGCAAGCCACCACACCGGUUAAAGAACAAAAAGCCAAAGGCAGGAAAACUGUUGCCAAGGAUACGAAAAAGGUUAAUGGGGUAAGCGCGAAGGCGGAGCCAGAAAAACUGGAAAUGGCAAUUGAAUCUCCACUGCCUACUAAACGUGGAAAAGCAAAAACCGUCUCCACGAAGGCAGCUGAACCCAAAGAACCUGAAGACUCAGUCAGUCCACCAAAGCCAAAGGGACGAGGUAAAGGAAAAGAUGGUGAAGCUGCAGCCAAGAGAAAGAAGGAGGAAGCAAAAUCUCAACCCAAUGUCGAACCUGCUGUGAGUGCUAAGCCGAACGCUAGAGGCAAGAAGAAGGCUACUGCUGUUGAGAAUAUUACUCCAGAAGUGGCAUCUGCACCUGAAUCACCAGCAAAAACCGUAGAACUCCCCAAGCGGGGCAGAACUCGUAAGGCGGUCGUUAUGAGCGAGGCCGAUGGAGAAUCUGAAACUGAUACCAGCAAAACUAAGAGAAAAGCUUCCACUGAAAUAACCAAUGCAGACAUUCCGACCAUAACGCAACGGAAGCGGGCCAAACCAUCAGUAGACUAUGCAGAGGAAGAAACGGUACCAGCAAAAGAAUCAAAGAAAGCGAAGGUGACCGCACCGAAAAUGAACAAAUGUGCCACCGAUUACGGGGCCAUCAACUUUGCGCUUGAGGAAGCUAAACCAUGGACACUGAAAAUAUCCAGCUGGAAUGUGGCAGGACUGCGCGGUUGGGUUGGCAAGGGUGGGCUUGAGUAUAUUGACCACGAGCAGCCGGAUAUACUGUGCGUGCAGGAAACGAAAUGUACCGAAGAUCAACUUCCGGACGAAGCGCGUCACAUCAAGGGCUACCAUCCGUACUGGUUGUGCAAGCCGGGUGGAUACGCUGGCGUAGCCAUCUAUUCGAAAAAGAUGCCCAUCCACGUGGUGUACGGUUUGGGCGAUGAGGAGCAAGAUCAGGAUGGUCGACUACUAACGGCCGAGUACGAGAAGUUCUAUCUCGUGUGCGUGUACGUACCGAAUGCAGGGAAAAAACUGGUCACACUACCGAAACGGAUGCGGUGGGAUGAAAAGUUUCAUCAGUAUUUGAGGGACCUUGACUCCAAGAAACCGGUUAUACUGUGUGGCGAUAUGAAUGUCGCGCACGAAGAGAUUGAUCUGGCAAAUCCCAAAACCAACCGCAAAAAUGCUGGCUUCACACAGGAGGAGCGUGACGGGAUGAGCAAUCUGCUGUCGUUCGGUUUUGUCGAUACGUUCCGAAAGCUGUACCCCGACCAGAAGGGUGCGUACACGUUCUGGACAUAUAUGGGGGGAGCGAGGGCGAAAAAUGUAGGCUGGCGACUGGACUAUUUCAUCACAUCCGAGCGGCUGGUGGACAAGGUGACGGAUAAUGUUAUCCGGACGCAGGUGUACGGUAGCGAUCACUGUCCCGUGACGUUGUUUUUAAACAUUUAAUGUAUUAGCAUUGGUGUGUUUAGUUUCACUUCGAAAUUUCCUGCGUUCAAUAGUUUUUGUACUUUCGGAUUGGACGUUAAUGCUGAUUGUCCUCGUAGACUCGUGUUGGUCUACCUUUGCCGUUUGGAGCACUUAUCUGUUUUAUGUUACUGUAAUUCUUUUUGAAAGUAUCCAUUUUAACCCAUCAGUAUCCACUACUG